Messenger RNA from Peromyscus eremicus (cactus mouse), 994 nucleotides. It is a transcript of the gene Spmip9, whose product is annotated as sperm microtubule inner protein 9. The coding region runs from base 356 to 898 and encodes 180 amino acids. Gene Ontology annotation, cellular component: cytoplasm. The transcript is spliced from 5 exons. The record is from RefSeq and is a predicted model, not a curated record. NCBI's taxonomy places the organism in Eukaryota, Metazoa, Chordata, Mammalia, Rodentia, Cricetidae.
AGGUCAGGGCUGAUCUCAGGGGCAGGCAUGUCCGUGAGACAGUGCCAACAGGACUUUCCAUAGAGCAGGGACUCCUGAAGUUGGAAGGGCAGGAACAUUGAGUCUUGUCAAAAGGAAAGGAGCCUGCUUCUGAACUGGAGUGCUGGAGCCCCAGGCCUGGGCCUUGCCUCCUCCGGGCAGGGCGAGCCCUGGUUUACACUGGCUGGGGAGAUCCCACAUUGCGUACAUCUCUGCAACUCAGAGUCAUCGAUGUGUUAGAAGCUCAAAGUGGCCAUACUGGGGGAUUUACUUCCUAGGGAUUGGCAGAUGCUGUAAAGUCACAGCUUCUGUUCCUUCAAAAAUUGGGUCCGUGGCCAUGGCAUGUAUGGUGAACCCCAAAAAGAACUACGUGGACCUAGACAUAUACCAGAGCUCCUACAUGGUCGACUAUAAGCCCUUCACGAAGCACAAAUACUCCAGAGUCACACCACAAGAGCAGGCCAAACUUGACACUCAGCUCCGAAACAAAGAGUUUUACCGGCCCAUGCCCAACCCCAACCCCAAGUUGGAGGAUGGGUACCCUGCCUUCAAAAGACCCUACAUGACUGCAAGAGACUUGGGAGUCCCUGGCUUCUUCCCACCACAGGCUCCGGUCGCCCCUGUGAAGAAUGAGAGCCGGUUCACCAGCACCUGCCAUGUUGCAUACCCAGCUUCCCUGGCUCUGUACAUGGCCCAGUUUGAGCCCCACCGGCUUCAUCAAAGAACAGACUUCCCAUGCCUCAUGGAGCCUGAGCUGCAGCCUGCUCCAGACGUGGCCAAAGGCUACCUUCUCCUCCCUGGCUGUUCCUGUCCUUCUCAUCAGAGAGUCAAGGUCCCCAUCUUGAACAGGUGGGGCCCCUUGAUGCCAUUUUACCAGUAGAGGUGUGAGAAUGCCUGUUGUCUCAAUGCGUGAGGAAAUUCCACACCAACGCUCACAGAGAAGGCACCAAAAAUAAACCUGGGAAGAUGUUCCUUA